Chelonus insularis is the source of this 1443-nucleotide messenger RNA. RefSeq names its product dnaJ protein homolog 1. The coding region runs from base 220 to 1278 and encodes 352 amino acids. Lineage: Eukaryota; Metazoa; Arthropoda; Insecta; Hymenoptera; Braconidae. Gene Ontology annotation, cellular component: cytosol. The record is from RefSeq and is a predicted model, not a curated record. The transcript is spliced from 2 exons. Gene Ontology annotation, molecular function: protein-folding chaperone binding.
UCGAAAGUUCCAGAAGACACGAGACGUGCCGUUGAUAUAUAUGAAUCUGCGCAAUUGCGCUAAAUUUCCAGUUCAUAGUGAGACGUGAAAGACUUUAUACAAAGUUUUACUAUUAAACUUUUCAUUAAAUUUUAAUUUCUAGUUUGUUAUUCAUCUGUACUGAUAAUAAUAUCAAUAUCAGAGAAUUGAUUAACAUCUAUUGACAAAGAAUAACUCAAAAUGGGUAAAGAUUAUUACAAGAUCUUAGGCAUCAACAAAGGUGCAAAUGAUGAUGAAAUAAAAAAGGCGUACAGAAAACUUGCUCUUAAAUACCAUCCUGAUAAAAACAAGAGCGCUGGAGCAGAAGAAAAGUUUAAAGAGAUUGCUGAAGCGUAUGAAGUUCUGUCAGAUGCUAAAAAACGAGAAGUAUAUGAUAAAUUCGGAGAAGAAGGAUUGAAAGGUGGUGUACCGUCUGGUGGUGGUGGAGGAGCUGAAACUUAUACUUUCCAUGGUGAUCCACGGGCAACAUUCGCUCAGUUCUUCGGCUCAUCAUCACCAUUCGCGACUUUCUUCGAAUUUGGUGGACCAGGUGGCAACAGAACAUUUACAUUCAGCAAUGAAGAUAUAAAUAUGGAAGAUCCAUUUGAUUUGGGAAUUGGUCCUGCCCGACAAGGUCCAGGAGGAGCAUUCAGAUCACAUUCGUUCAAUUUCGCUGGUGCAGGUCCUCGUGGUUCAGGCCAAAAAGAACAUGCUCAAGAUCCACCGAUAGAACAUGAUCUCUUCGUUAGUCUUGAAGAUAUAGCCAGAGGUUGUACUAAGAAAAUGAAGAUUUCACGGCGAGUAAUUCAACCAGAUGGAACUACCAAAAAAGAAGACAAAGUGCUUACAAUUAAUGUCAAACCAGGCUGGAAAGCAGGAACUAAGAUCACAUUCCAAAAAGAAGGUGACCAAGGACGGGGCAAAGUACCUGCCGACAUUGUCUUCAUCAUCAGAGAUAAACCACAUCCAUUAUUCAGGAGAGACGGAAGUGAUAUUAAAUACUCGCAUAAGCUUAGCCUAAAACAAGCACUUUGUGGAACAAUAAUCGAUGUUCCGACACUUUUUGGUGAGAAAAUAACACUCAAUCUUACCGGAGAAAUCAUCAAACCCAACAUGGUGAAGAGAAUCCAAGGCCAAGGUUUACCACUUCCCAAAGAACCAUCACGAAAAGGAGAUUUAGUUGUAUCAUUUGACAUUAAAUUCCCGGAUAAAUUAUCACAAAGUGUCAAAGACAUUUUGUAUGAUACUUUACCUAACUGAACCCAUCAUGACGAAUCACAGUAGUGAGAUUGCUGAAUGAUAAUAUGUUAAAUCAAUUAGUUCAAUCAUUUUUAUUGAUACUAUUAAAAGGGUGUACGUUGUAGUACAUUGAAAAAGCUAUGAAUGCGUGGAAAACACGUAAAACAAAAUGGUUUAUUGACUGAA